Messenger RNA from Brugia pahangi, 423 nucleotides. The record is from the annotation of a GenBank genome assembly. NCBI's taxonomy places the organism in Eukaryota, Metazoa, Nematoda, Chromadorea, Rhabditida, Onchocercidae.
AUGGAUUCGCACAGAAAAUUAAUGGCUAAGCAACAAAAUGCAUUGCCAAAACUGCCGAAAAUCACCGACGCAAAAGAAAGUAUAUUGUCGAAUAUGAAAGAGCCCAUACGAGUUCACACAGUGAUGCGCGUGAAUCAAACACGUAAAGGUGAAAGAUAUUUGGAACACAAAAUUGAGCUCCUGGGGAAUGAUAGAAAAAUUCAAAAACGUGACCUUACGUUACUGCAACCAAAAAGAAUGCAUUUGCAGCCAGCUGAAAGUGAUAAAAAAUAUCAUCGACCAAAAUGUAAGUUAACUUUAUAUGCUUGUGAUGGAUAUUUACUCCUGACUAGAAUGAUGAAGAUUACACCGGAAGAUAAAAAUAUCGCUAUGAACAUUAUGCACGAAGAAACUCGAAUUUAUGAUAGUGAUAAUGUUAAUUAA